CAGCUGAACACCUACAAAAGUUUUAAAGUGUCAAUUUUAUUUAUUAAAUAAAAAUACCAUAAAUAGUGUUAAUUGAGUUUUUAAAAUUAAAUUUGCCUCUUUGUUUAAAUGUAAUUUUUUAUAUGCAAUUAUCUAAUUAAAGAAAAGAAGAAAGUAUUUUCUUGUCAGAAAAUACAAUAUUCUAAUAAUCUAUAAAUAAACAUAUUGUUUUAGUUGAAUACAAAGAGCUAUGGCUACACGAAAGAGAAGUGGCUCUGGUUCUAAAAGACAUUUAAAAGAAAAAGUGGUGCAGAUAUAUGAAUCGUUCUUUAGAGGCGAAGACUUAACAAGUGAUAAUCCAACGUUUUGGGAUGAGUUUUUUUUGUUGAAACCCAAAAUUCCCCAGCUAGAGGCUGAAAUACACAAGCUGUCUGUAGAACAACUAACCAAUUUGAAAGACAAUAUCAAUUUAUUGGUUCUACAAUGCAUAGAAAUGUUGGGACAAGAACAUCAUAUAAGGUUAGUGUAUGCACUGCAGACAUUCAGUGCAAUUUUGACUACCAUGUAUCAAAGAGCAGGGCAAGACGCUACUUUCAACAUCAAGACUAUUUUAUUAGGAACAGAUAAUGCAAAUGCUAAAAUGCAGAAACUAUUAGAGCACUGCAGUACAGUGUUGUCAGGGGAUGUGCCAGAUAGCUUGAAAUCAAUGGUUCUGAAGUUACUAUUAAUAAUUGCAACUGGAAUAGACAACAUUGAUGACAACCCUCUGGUGGAAUAUUUGAUGCUUCAUUCGUUGUUUGAACCUUUGAUACAGUUACUGUGUACAGCAGCUGAAAGACAGCAACAUGGAUAUGAUGUUGUGCUGCUCCUGAUGUUUCUAGUUAACUAUAAAAAGCAAGAAUCUGCUAAUCCCUACGUUGUGAAACUAUCGAUACUUGAUGAUGAAUUAGCCCUGAAUGGAUAUGGUCAAGUAAUUAGAGCGGCAUUAAAUGAUUUUGUUAUGUCAACAUUCGGAGGAAUGCAGGCGAGUGGUGGUGGGUGGUUAUCAUCCCUCACGAGUAUGGUAGGAGGAAUAUUUCUCACGAGCGAUGAAACACAGCCAGUCAUUAGAGGACAAAGAAAUAGUGGUGGUGAGGAGGGCAUGCUGCUGGCGCUGUACGAGGCGUCUCACCUGAACCGCAACUUCAUGACGACGCUGGCGCACUCGUCGUCCGCCGCGGCGUCGUCGGCGCCCCCCUCCCCGCCGCACACGCUCCCCCCGCACCAGAGCCCACCGAACUUGGCACAGAUUCAAGCGCUUGAUAAUGAUCAGCCGACAAACUUAUUAGUCACAUUCUUUCAAUACUGUUCCAUAGUGAUGGCUGACACGCGAACAGAGGCCAGCAUUAAUAAGUGCAGUCUGUGUUUCAUCACGCUCACUUGUAUUGUUGAGGAACAGUUCGCGAAUUCCAUAAUGCAUGAUCAAAAUCUUACAUUUAAGGUCCAGCUGUACAGGCUACCAAUGCGUCAUAGGAAAAUUGUUCCCGAAGAACCUCCAUCACAACCGCUGGCUUCGACUCUCAUCGAGCUGCUGGUGGAGUUCAUGAUGUGCCACCUGCUGAAGAAGUUCCCGGGCGGGCUGUACGAGCUGUGCGUGGGCGUGCUGCUGCGGCUGCUGAGCUACCAGAAGCGCUGCCGGGUGCGGCUCGCGCGCGACUGGCGCCCCCUGUGGGCCGCGCUCAUCGCGCUGCUCAAGUUCCUCGUCACGCACGAGAGCACGCUGCUGCGCCGCCACAACGUGUUCAUCAUGGCGCAGCAGGUGGUCAACAUAUUUAACCUGUUCAUCACGUUCGGCGAUACGUUCCUGCCGACGCCGGCGUCGUACGACCAGCUGUACUACGAACUGAUUCGGAUGCACCAAGUGUUCGACAACUUGUUCUACAUGGCGCUGCGCUACUCCACGGCGGCGGGCGAGUACAAGGCGGAGGCGCUGCGCCUGGCUAACUGCCUCGUCAACGUGCGCGCCAUCAUCCAGCACUUCUCGCCCAAGAUCGAGGCCUGGCUCGCCUCGCAGAGCCUCUCCACGCCCACUGAGGACCAGAUCCUCGAGGUGGUCCGCAAGAACUACGACAGCCUGAUCCUGAAGCUGCAGGAGGGGCUGGAGGGCUACGAGCGCUACAGCGAGCGCGCGCACCGGGCGCUGCUGCUGCGCCUCGCGCGCGCCGCCGGCGCCGCCGCGCGCCGCCGCAGCGACGCCGCCGCGCUGCGCCUGCACUCCGCCGCGCUGCUGCACCACUACACCGCGCUGGCCUAGCGCCGCCCGCUCGGCGCCGCCGCGCUGCGCCUGCACUCCGCCGCGCUGCUGCACCACUACACCGCGCUGGCCUAGCGCCGCCCGCUCGGCGCCGCCGCUGCCGAUACUUUGACAUUGACCGAACCGCGCCACGAGUAUUGUGACGUCAUCCCGUGGACGAAUUACCACUCCCCUCGCAUUCGUCGUAUACUAUACUAGCCUGACGACCUCCAUUGACAGACGACGUUCAUACAUUUGUUUAUUUGAUGUUGUACAUAUGUAUCUAAUACGAGUAAACAUCGGACUUUGAGAUAGAUUAAAAGAAACAUUCGAUAAUCCUUUUUUCAGGUGACUCCUUUAAAUCAUGAAUAUUUCUCAUAGAACUUUCGAGACCCUCAUCCAUCAUUGUAGUGCAUUUAAAGAAUAUUCAUCUUAAAGAUAACGUGACCCGUUAAGACGCCGGCAACACCUUAUGGCCUUCGACAUUUCGAUAUUUUAGUCACGUCCACUUUUAUUUUAUCCAAUAUUAACUAAUUAAUUAAUUAUUUUAUUUCAUAUCAACGACAUUUUAAUUUUUUUUUCUUUGUUGUCCAUUUUUACAAACUGUAUUUAGAGAACUUUACAGAUCGAAGUAACAUUCGUCCACAUAGCAGCGUAUCUUUGCGGACAUUGUCAAACUCUAUAGGUUUGAAAGAUAAGCUCCAAGUCAAAAACAAUUAAUUUGUUAAAAAUAAGUAAAGUAAUCGAAGAUAAAAAAUAUGUUUUUAACAUACGUUGUGUUAUUAAUAUGACUACUUUACGUUGAUAACAACAUUGUGUUGUUGAAACAACAAUUUUU
This is a messenger RNA of Nymphalis io (European peacock), 3089 nucleotides long. Its product is annotated as armadillo-like helical domain-containing protein 3. The coding region runs from base 230 to 2272 and encodes 680 amino acids. Gene Ontology annotation, biological process: regulation of Golgi organization. Gene Ontology annotation, cellular component: cytosol. The transcript has 13 exons. The record is from RefSeq and is a predicted model, not a curated record. Lineage: Eukaryota; Metazoa; Arthropoda; Insecta; Lepidoptera; Nymphalidae.